AGAUGACCUGACUUGACAGGAGUUUUGAACUCAGCAAGUAAAAAACAUGCGAAGGAAUGCCGUUACGCAUUUUUGUCCGACGCGCUAACGAUUCUGUUCUUUCGUAGCCCUUUAUAACGGUUUCAAAUUUUGGCGUAAGGUUAGCAAUUUCCGGGGAGGGUUAAAGUUGAUUACAUCGACUUCAGUACUUGACUGGUUCUUUAUUUUCUCGACCCCCAAAAGGAUGGUUGAAAGGCACCGUCAACGUAAUUUGAACUCAGAACCUAAGGACGGAUGAGAUGCCGCUAAGCAUUUUGUGAGCGCGCUAACGAUUCUGCCAGCUCGCAGCCUUCGACGCUCUGAUAAUAAUAACUCUUUCUACUAUUGGCACAAGGCCUGAAAUUUUGGUGGUAGGAGCAAGUCGGUUAUACCGAAGCCAGUGUUCAACUGGUACACAUUUCAUCGACCUCGAAAGGAUGAAAGAUAAAGUCGACAUCGGCAGUAUUUGAACUCAGAACGUAAAGAUUGAUGAAAUACUUCUCUGUUUUGUCCGACGCAUUAACGAUUAUACCAGCUCGCUGCUUUUAUUUUCUACUAUAGGCAUAAAAGCCUGAUACUUCAGGGGAUAAGAAUAGUCGAUUACAUCGAACCCUAGUGCUAGGCUGGUACUUAUUUUAUCGACUCCAGAAAGGAUGAAAGCCAAUGUUGACAUAGAUGGGAUUUGAACACAAAACGUAAACAGCGGUAACAAAAAGCGCGAGGUAUUUUGUUCGACGCUCUGAUAACAAUAAUAAAAAAUACUGCAGUAUCUAAAAGGUUACUGUUUAUAGUCCAGAAUAUAAGCUCUUACAAUCUACCAUUGAUUCUGCCAAUAUCUUUUUUUUUUUGCAUGUUAAGUUUCUUCUUUCGUAUACUAAACUACUGCUUAGAAUGUGUGGUUGUAUGGCGACAAGAGCCAGCCUUGGACAGUAGCAAUAUACACAUACACUCAUGUACACACAUACAUAGAUACAUACAGCUGUAAGAUAUAUGUAUAUACAUAUUCAUACAUAUAUUUAUUUAUUAUAUUGAGUUGUAUACAGUGUCGGUGUGACAAUCGUAUUGGCUAGCAGAAUUUAGGAGGCUUCUUCGUUACUCUCUGUGUUUAUAUGUAUAUAUAUAAAAGAGAGAGAGAGGAAGAAAGGGAAGGAUUUAUACAUAAAUAGUUGCAUUUAUUAUAUAUGUAUAUACAUACAUAGAACGUCGCCUACCAACAAAGAUGCCGUCGAGAGCUGAGGAUAUUAUGCGUGGAUUUAAACUACAUUGGAUGAAUUUACGAGAUGCUGACUCAGGCAAGAUUCUCUGGCAGUCAAGUGAUGAUCUAUCUCUGCCUAAUGUUGAACAUGAAGCUCGAGUCCCAAAGAAGAUCCUGAAAUGCCGGGCAGUGUCUCGAGAGAUCAACUUCUCAUCAGCUGAACCAAUGGACAAGUUCCGACUGGAGCAGAAGAUCAUGUUUAAAGGGAAAUGCUUAGAAGAAUGGUAUUUUGAAUUUGGGUUUGUUAUUCCCGGUUCCACCAACACUUGGCAGUCCACGAUUGAAGCAGCUCCUGAGAAUCAAAUGAUGCCAGCAAAUCUACUGAAGUAAGUGAGUUCCUGCAAUA
Messenger RNA from Octopus bimaculoides (California two-spot octopus), 1619 nucleotides. Its product is annotated as retinal rod rhodopsin-sensitive cGMP 3',5'-cyclic phosphodiesterase subunit delta. Gene Ontology annotation, cellular component: cytoplasm. Lineage: Eukaryota; Metazoa; Mollusca; Cephalopoda; Octopoda; Octopodidae. The record is from RefSeq and is a predicted model, not a curated record. Gene Ontology annotation, biological process: sensory perception of light stimulus.